CAUCUGUGGCAAUCGAGUGGCCUUUCCAUGGAGCAUGUCUGCAGCUUCUGGCACGGACCUGGCUACAUAGGCGAUUCUCGUGACUGCCAAGCCUGGGGUUUUUGCCAAAAUAAUAAGCUUGUAGCACGAGGGUACUGCCCGGAGGGUUAUUACCACGAUUCUCGCUCAGGAUAUUGCAAGCCGGCAAAGGAGGUGAGGUGUGCACCUCAAGAAUGGGAAUUUUGUGCCAUGAUCAAGACAGGAGAGUAUGUAGCGGACCCCUUCGACUGUCGAAAAUACAAAAAAUGUGAUCAGGAAAGAGAAGACGAAGACGUUCACUACUGUCCCAAUGGUUAUAUGUUCAACAACAGACUACAGACAUGUGUGUCUAGUGCAGGCGGAUGUCCACAGAAGAACCUGGAUCUAUGUGCCUGUAUGCCGAGUGGCACAACUCUGGGUGAUCCCCUAAACUGUGGACUUUUCUUAAAGUGUGAAAAUGGCUCUGGCACUGCAGGAGUCUGUUCAGCCUCUCGUUACUACAACUUUAAGACAGGACAUUGCCAAACACUCCAGCCAGAACAUUGCGGAGAAGAUGGCUAUAAGCCCGACAAGAAGCAACCUCCAGUGACAGAUGCCUAUGUGUGCCCCAGCUACUACCAAUCUGAUCGUUCCGGUAACCAAUUUAUUUCAGAUGCUCUAACUUGCCACGGGUACUACACCUGCAAUUCCCAAUAUUUCAUUGCCAAGUGGAACAGUUGUCCUCUUGGCACUCACUUCCAGUGGUGGAGUCAGAAGUGCGUCAGUCCCGACUCCUACAGCUGUCCCUUUGAUCGAUGUGGCAAUCUGAACACAACAUUUGUCACCGUUAUCAACACUGGUUGCACUGAGUAUAUUUUCUGUAAUAAUCAAGUAUCAUACAGAUUGCUCAAGUGCCCGGAAGAGUAUCCAUACUUUGAUGAGAAACUUGGAGUCUGUGUUGCUACAUUUCCAAACUAUAAGAUAUGCUUUAUGGCUGGAUGAUUAAUGGAUAGACUGGUACUUAUAAUUAACUCAUUAAGAACGCUGAAAGCUGGAUACUUAACAUACGCUCUUUAUAAUAUUCCGUCAUAUAUUUAUAAUUCGGAUAUUCAUUUAGAUAAUGUUCUAAGCAACAAUAAUUUUUUGUGUUGUCGGAAUAAUAAAUGGUUUGUGAAUCUGUUGACUAUGGAAAGAACACAAAUAUAGGCACUCCAUGUUAGGUUGUCUUAAAAUCAACACUGAAAGACUCCUUCCAUUUGUUAACCUACCCCAAUACUCGUU
Drosophila innubila is the source of this 1278-nucleotide messenger RNA. Its product is annotated as peritrophin-44. The record is from RefSeq and is a predicted model, not a curated record. Lineage: Eukaryota; Metazoa; Arthropoda; Insecta; Diptera; Drosophilidae. Gene Ontology annotation, cellular component: extracellular region. Bases 28 to 999 code for a protein of 323 amino acids. The transcript has a single exon. Gene Ontology annotation, molecular function: chitin binding.